This is a messenger RNA of Hemibagrus wyckioides, 1266 nucleotides long. It is a transcript of the gene ttr, whose product is annotated as transthyretin (prealbumin, amyloidosis type I). The record is from RefSeq and is a predicted model, not a curated record. Gene Ontology annotation, biological process: purine nucleobase metabolic process. The coding region runs from base 65 to 544 and encodes 159 amino acids. The transcript is spliced from 4 exons. Lineage: Eukaryota; Metazoa; Chordata; Actinopteri; Siluriformes; Bagridae.
CCCAGCUUUCCCCUGGAGUCACCAGAGCACACAGAAAAGGAGCUGACUCUAGUAUUUAAGGCACAUGUUCAGUGUCUGCAUUUCGUCUUCCACCAUGGCCAGAGCUAUCGCUUUUGUCCUUCUUGCCUCAACACUUUUCUGCUGCCAGGCUGCUCCUGUGGAUCGUCCUGGCAGCUCAGAUGUCCAUUGUCCUCUAAAUGUAAAGAUCCUGGACGCAUUAAAAGGUGCACCUGCUGGAAAUGUGGCACUUACUGUCUUCCGCCAAGGUGAUGAUCAAACAUGGGAAAAAAUCACCAGUGGGAAUACAAACAUAGCUGGUGAGGUUCAUGAACUUCUCUCCGAUCAGGACUUCAAACCUGGUGUGUAUCGUGUCGUGUUUGACACCAAAACCUACUGGAAAGGAGAAGGUCGUGCAUCAUUCCAUGAAGCUGCUGAAGUGGUGUUUGAGGCUCAUGCUGAAGGACAUCGUCAUUACACUCUGGCUCUGUUACUGAGCCCCUUCUCCUACACUACAACAGCUGUAGUGGGGAAAGGACAUGAUUAAAUACGCACAGCAUGCCGAGGACCCACACCAGUCACAUUUCCCACACCAGUACAAUCACCCUGCUGAAGAAAACUAAUAGAAAUCCUCAUAGAAUUUGUAAUGGUUAGAAUGGGAAUCAUAGUGGUUUUAAUGGAAACCCUGUAGGUCUCUGGACGGCAUGUUAUAUCUAGAGUAAGGACCACCUUCGGCAACUUGCAGAUCACUGGGCACCAACCAGGACCAAUACGACAUCACUGGACCAAUAGUGUUUAAUGGUAUUUGAACUGGAAUUUCCAAGAUUAUUUCUAUUGUGUUUUGCUCCAUUUUUCAGCAGGGUAGCACUACAGGUCACCACGACAAAGACAUUCAAGACAAGAAAGACAUUAUUCUCUGAAUAGGUUUUCAACUAUAAACUCUUUUAAUGGUCAUUACAGAGUGUAACGCAGUGAGCAAACCGGUAACACAGUGAAGAAACCGGAGAAACGAAAAGAAAAGAAAUAAACAUAAUCAGGAUUGUACACAUCAGUGAAAGCCGUCAAUAUUUCUCAUCCAGUUUCCAAAAAGAGAGCUGCAGAAAAUAUGGACCCUGAAAAACAGUACGAGACACGAAGGAAAGGGUCGCCCCCGGCUUUCUGCUCCGAUUUAUUCAUUUUUUUUUUUAACGAUGUUUUAGAAGACCGUACAUUUAAAAUCCAGAUUAAAAUGAAAAACUUGUGAAAAAUAAAAAGAAAAUGGGCACUCUA